Molecule: messenger RNA, 672 nt
Organism: Uncinocarpus reesii 1704
Lineage: Eukaryota; Fungi; Ascomycota; Eurotiomycetes; Onygenales; Onygenaceae
Product: vacuolar sorting protein snf-7
Exons: 4
Coding region: 1-672 (223 amino acids)
Biological process (GO): late endosome to vacuole transport via multivesicular body sorting pathway; vesicle budding from membrane
Cellular component (GO): cytoplasmic side of plasma membrane; ESCRT III complex; multivesicular body
Source: RefSeq, a predicted model, not a curated record
AUGUGGUCGUUUUUCGGUGGUGGUUCGGCCCAAUCAAAGAAGGAUGCGCCUAAAAAUGCUAUCCUUUCUUUAAGACAACAGUUGGAUAUGUUGCAGAAGAGGGAAAAAUAUUUAGAAACGCAGAUGAUGGAACAGGAUGCUAUCGCAAGGAAGAAUGUCACGACAAACAAGAAUGCUGCCAAAGCUGCCCUACGAAGGAAAAAAGUCCACGAACGGUCCCUUGAACAAACACAGGCCCAGCUCAUCCAGAUUGAGCAGCAAAUAUUUUCUAUUGAAGCCGCGAAUAUUAACCAAGAAACGCUUAAUGCGAUGAAGACUGCCGGAGCUGCUAUGAAGCAAAUUCACAGUGGCCUUACAAUCGAGAAGGUUGAUGAGAUGAUGGACCAAGUACGUGAGCAACAUGCACUUACGGAAGAAAUUUCAUACGCCAUCACAAAUACCUCGAUUGGCGAACCGGUGGACGACUCGGAACUGGACGCUGAGCUCGAAGGCAUGGAGCAAGCCGCCAUUGAUGAACGUAUGCUUAAGACGGGAACUGUCCCUGUGGGAGAUAGACUCAAUACGCUACCCUCUGCGGCGAAUGGAGAGCUCAAAGGUGAACCCGAGGCCCAACCCGAAGAAGACGACGAAGAGGCCGAGCUUGAGAAAUUAAGGGCCGAGAUGGCGAUGUAA